AUGGGGAGCCACGUGCAUACGACCAAGCCCAAGGGCCAGCCUGGGGGCUACGCGUGGCACGAUUUCAACCGCACAGCGUCCUGGGGAAGGAAGCGCGGCACGGAGCGUGACCGCCACGGGACCCCGGGCACUCUGGCUGGUGCCACACGAGGGGGAAGGGAGGCACUUCUACAGUACCGCCGAGCUCUGCUGAGGGGAUUGCGGGCAGUGGCCCGCAAGCCCACAAAUUUCGGAAAGACUGAGGAAGGGCGGAAGGCGUUUCAGGCCCUGAAGGAAGCCCUUGCCUCGGCCCCGGCAUUGGCCUUGCCCGACCCAGCCAAGCCGUUCCUCCUCUAUGUGGCUGAAAAACAAGGAAUGGCCUUGGGAGUGUUGAGCCAGACCCUGGGCCCUUGGAAGAGGCCGGUGGCCUACCUGUCAACGAAACUAGACCCAGUGACAUCAGGAUGGCCAGCCUGCCUGAGGGCCAUAGCGGCUACCUCAGUCCUGGUGAAGGAGGCGAGUAAGCUAACCUUGGGGCAAGACAUCCAAGUAGUUGGGGAACACUAUGUCGAGCAAGUACUCCGUGCACCGCCUGGUCGUUGGUUGACCAACGCACGACUGACUCAAUAUCAGGCUCAGCUCCUGAACCCCCUGGCUGUCAGAUUCCUUAAGACGACUGCCCUGAACCCGGCCACCUUGCUACCAGUCCCCGAAUCGGGAGUGACUCAUUGCUGCCCCCAUGUCCUGGAAGUGGUAGCCGGAACGCGGCCUGACCUGCGGGACCUGGCAUACGAGAACGCGGACCUAACCUGGUACACAGACGGCAGCAGCUUCGUAAACAACGGACUCAGGUAUGCUGGGGCAGCCGUGACAACAGCGGACGAGGUGGUAUGAAAACAAGCUCUGCCCAAGGGGACAUUGGCCCAGAGAGCAGAGUUGGUCGUGCUCACCCAAGCCCUCCGGAUGGCCGAGGGAAGGACGGUCAACAUUUACACGGACAGCAGGUAUGCUUUUGCAACAGCCCAUGUGCAUGGGGCCAUCUACCGGGAGCGCGGGUUGCUGACGGCUGGAGGUAAGGAAAUCAAUCGCCAGGAAAUCCUAGAACUGCUAGAUGCGCUGUGGAUGCCCAAGAAGGUAGCCAUCAUUCACUGCCGAGGGCACCAGAGAGGAAGUGACCCCGUGGCAAGGGGUAACGCCCUGGCUGGCCUGGCGGCCAAAGAGGCGGCGAAGGAAAGGAAGCUGGAGAAGCAGGGGGAAGGAUAUAGGGCUCGAUGUACCCCGUACACAGGAGGCUGGACGCCUUACGAAAUCAUGUACGGGCAGCCUGUGCCCCUAGUGCCCAAGCUGACUAGAGAGGAGAUAGAGGCCUCUAAUCAUAACUUUCUAAAGUCCUUACAGGCACUGCAGGCCCUCAGAGAAGAAGUCCGGAGCCUACGAAGGGAGGAGAAGGAGGCAAAUGAAAGAGGUGGCACUGGCGAAGUAAGGACACUGAACCCCCGGCCAGUGGAUAUAGAUCCUGAACCACCGGCGAGGAAGCCUUGA
Pteronotus mesoamericanus is the source of this 1521-nucleotide messenger RNA. RefSeq lists its product as uncharacterized. The record is from RefSeq and is a predicted model, not a curated record. Lineage: Eukaryota; Metazoa; Chordata; Mammalia; Chiroptera; Mormoopidae. The transcript has 5 exons. Gene Ontology annotation, molecular function: RNA-DNA hybrid ribonuclease activity; nucleic acid binding.